Molecule: messenger RNA, 2722 nt
Organism: Dendronephthya gigantea
Lineage: Eukaryota; Metazoa; Cnidaria; Anthozoa; Malacalcyonacea; Nephtheidae
Exons: 9
Coding region: 1-2526 (841 amino acids)
Source: RefSeq, a predicted model, not a curated record
AUGUGUAUUGAGUUGAGGGAAGUUAUACAGUCAUUAACAUUUCUAAAUAACAUUGGAUCUCCAUGGAAUGACAUUAAAUGCGAAAUUAUCCAAGCCAUCUGCACAGCUGAAGAGUACUGUGUGUUCCUAAGCAACAAGGCCAAGAAGAUCAGCCUAUCUCAGUUCAGGCCAAAAACCAACCUUGAACUGAAGGCAAAUGUCAGUGUUGUACCAGAAAACAAAGGACACCUGAAGGAUUAUUUAUUGGAAUUAAAUAAGAAAGUGGAAAGUUCUGAGCUAUUCACUCCUGUGUCUGUGCGUGAGUGUUUACCUGCUGGUACAAGUCGGCAGUAUGCUUACUUGAUGAUAGAAGAAUUGAAGUCAACUGGGCUUAAAACAAAGUCGGUGCUGUAUACUUAUUAUCCUGGUGGGCCAAAGCAGGCAUUGCAUUUCAUAUGGAAAAUUGAAAAUGGCCUACCUGAAAGUGAGCUGUUAAAUCGGUGUACUGCACUUAUCAAGAAGAUAGAGAAUGACAUGCCAAAGUUUCUAUCCAGACUUCGGAAACGUGAAUUCAAGCAUAUGUUUGGAUUCUGUGCAAGCCCAGUAGCAUUACGUGCUAUGUUCCGUAACCUGACAAGUGAUUGUUCUGCUACAUCAGAUAUAGACAAAAGGUUUGAUUAUGCAGUUAGGGCUGAAGAUGCAGGAAUUAUUGUAGAUCUGAGAAAUGUCAGUCCAGAAAGAAAGAAGGACACAUUUGCACAGUUUUUUCAAGAAACCGAGCGGUAUUUGUCUGAAGAUGUAGGUGUUACUGUUAAUGACCGAAGACAUGGAGAGCAACUUUAUCUUGCAAAGGCCCUGAGUUUUACCGAUCUACACAAGCGUGUUGCCGAAAGGCUACCUGAAGGGACACCAACACCUUCAGUAAAGUGGUUACGCUAUCAAUUUCAACCUCUAAAUCCAAAUGCAGUGACAGCCAAGUACUUUAAAGGCACUCUAAACAUUAAGAUGAUGGUUCAAAAACGCCAGGUACGAGUCAAUCAUGUGGACUCCCACUAUUGUGCAGCAAUGUGGCGUUACAUGAGAGAGUUUGCAGUGAUGCACCGUGAUGUGGUGGAACUGGUUUCUAUGGACGAUAAACACAAGAUUAAAGUGGGUGAGCCCAACUAUCCUCUAGCUGCUGCCCAAAGAGGUAAACAAGUUUUGGUUGGAGUAAACCAAACAAUGGCAGUGGGAGAUCACGAUUUUAGCAAGAGUACACUCACUCCUUCUGUGAAUCUGAUUAUUGAUAUUCCUGAAACUAUCAAUGGCAGUUUUUACAGGGGAAAUGUAUAUGUUGCAUUUAAAGAUGCCGUGUUUGAACCAUCUUCGCCUCUGCGUCAUUCAUCUGAACUUCUGCAAAUUUUACAAGAAAGAGGGGAGUCAAAACCAGUGUUACUUCUUUAUACUGAUGGUGGCCCUGACCACCGGUCAACCUACAUGUCUGUAAAGUUGGCACUAAUUGCUUUGUUUAAAGCACUCGAUUUGGACAUGCUUAUAGCCCUCAGAACAGCCCCAAGCAAUUCAUGGGCAAACCCUGUUGAGCGAGUGAUGAGUAUUAUAAAUAUUGGCCUGCAAGGUGUUGGUGUUAUGCGUGAGAAGAUGAGUCCUGAAUUUGAAAGGGCUGCAGCGAAGGCGAAUAGUGUCAAGGAAAUGCGUAAACAGAUUACUGACAACCUAAAGGAGGAAUUUCACUUGUCUCUAAGGCAGCCAAUUGACCUGUUGAAGGGUCAAAUGUUAAGAUUAGGACUUAAAGAAAAGCCUUUACAGACAUUCGAGCCUUCUACAGAGGAUAACAUCAAUGAACUCUGGCAGCACUGCCUGGCAAUUCAGAAGGAAUUACAGAGAGGACAUACAACUCAAAAAGAUGUGAAAGACCUAUCUCAGCUCCAGAAAUAUCUAAAGCAUUGUUGCAUCCAGAGCCAUUAUGGUUUUCAAAUUAAAAAGUGUGGUAAUAAUCAGUGCGAGAUGUGUGGAGCUUUGAAGGAUGAAAGAACAAGAAAUAUCAAGACAUUACCAUUCCCAGUCUUAUCAGAAGACAAAGAGCAUUAUAAAAAAUUUGAACAGGUGUAUGGUACUAAAACCACUGAAGCACGGCCCAGUUUAAAAGUGAGAACCCCAAAGGAAAAAAAGAAGCUUCCAUUCUCCCCAUCUGUACAGCAUGCUAGAAACACUGACACAAUGGUGCAAUGUGAAGAGUGUGAGAAAUGGAGAUUAGUUUUUUCAAGAAAAAAGUUAAAAAGGCAGCAAAAAGAAAAGCUUGACCAGCUAUUAGAUGACAUCUCUUACACAUGCGGGUUUACGUUUGAUGAUGUAAUUUUACCAUCAGGGCUUGAUGUCUAUAUUAAAGAUGUGGACUGUGCUGACCACAUUGAACGACUGUAUUACAGCUGUGGUUAUGAACCAAUAUGUAUUUUUUGUGGAGAGUAUGUGGCUACAGGUGAAGAAAAUGAGGAGGCAUACCCCCAGUGCCAGGAAUGUGAUCAUGAGCCUAUCAGCAAGAGAGUAUAGCUUUAACUAUUGCAACAUUUUGUUUUUGUUAAUAAAACUUUUAUACAUGUGAUUUGUGGCAUGUUUUUCAUUGAGUAUGGAACUUGGUAUUUAGACCAUAACCCAUAUUUUACUAGUAAACCAGUAUUCUGCAAAAUAAUGAAUAAUGAAUAAUGAAAAAAAUCCUCAUCAUUUUCAAAAUGUCUGUUUACGGUAA